This is a messenger RNA of Oryza sativa Japonica Group (Japanese rice), 1338 nucleotides long. NCBI's taxonomy places the organism in Eukaryota, Viridiplantae, Streptophyta, Magnoliopsida, Poales, Poaceae. The record is from RefSeq and is a predicted model, not a curated record.
UAGAGUACUCAGAGGUGCAUGGGUCUUAAAAUAACAGCUGCGCCUACAAUUUAAUACACAACACUACAUACCUUCGUUACAGAGAAUAUUCGCUCCUAAAUUAUGAAAACUUGGAGGCGAGAAAAGAAGAAGAGAAAAAAGAAAACGAGCAAGCAAAGAAGAACCUAGGAAAAGAGCUCGCAAACAAAGACCGAACCGUUCCAAAAAGGAAAAAAAAAUCAAUAAACCCCAGAAGAAGCCUCUCCUCCUCUCGACUCCUCUCCUCGCCGCUCUCGUUGCUUCCUCGCGGGGAGUUGGAACCCCCUCCCCUCUCCCUCUCCCUCUCGCUGACUCGCUCUUCGAGGAGAAGGCGAAGGCUCCCGCGCCGCGGAGUCGGAGAUGGCCGCCGCCGCCGCCGUGGUGAACUACCCGCUCGUCGCGGCGCUCGUGGCGUUCGCGCUCGCGCAGUCCUCCAAAUUCUUCACCACCUGGUUUAAAGAGAAGCGUUGGGAUGCCAGGCAACUUAUAGCUUCUGGGGGGAUGCCAUCAUCCCACUCAGCCACAGUGACAGCGCUUGCAGUGGCCAUAGGAAUCCAAGAAGGCUAUCGUAGCGCCACCUUUGCAACUUCAGUAAUUAUUGCAUGUGUGGUGAUGCAUGAUGCUUUUGGAGUUCGCUUACAUGCUGGGAAGCAGGCAGAGGUAUUGAAUCAAAUUGUGUACGAGCUACCAGAAGAGCAUCCAUUAUCAGAGACAAAGCCAUUGCGUGAAAUUCUUGGACACACAGUUCCUCAGGUUGUGGCCGGUUGCAUCAUUGGAAUCCUUAUAGCUGUUGUUAUGCGCUUAGCUCUAUGGAGUUCUUAGACACGCAUUACUCGUAGGUAUUUGCUUGAUCACCUCAUAUCGCAUCGCUGAUGAGUUGUGAAGCAUGAAAACUCAAAUCUCCUCUUGGAUGUGAUUUGUACAAAUGCUCAGUUUUAUGACUAUACUAUAAGGUUCCUAACCGGUGUAGGUCUGCGUUGUAGGAGGUAGAUUGUAGUUCAGUUGGUGCUGUACAUCGUAGAAAUUUACUGUGAAUUGGAAGCUCAUGUGAUCAACCUUUGUUAUACAACUGGCAAUGAUCAUGCUGUCAACUUUUCUUUCUGGCACGCAGUGAUAUUUUAAGUUCUGCAUCACUGUCCUUAGUUUAUUAUUUUACUGUGCUGUGCUUGUUAGACCUAGAAUGUUACUACCAUACAAAUGUCCCAAAAUUUGGUCCUGGGCAGUACUCAGUAGUGUGUGUGCCUAUGCUGUUUUACUGUCAUUCAUAGUUCAGACUAAUCUGUUUUCCUCUGAAUCCUGAAAUGCAAGAACUUUUUGUUA